AUGUGUGUUGACAGCAAAGCAAUUAAUAAGAUUACAGUGAACUGUAGGUUUCCAAUUCUCAGUCUGGAUGACAUAUUAGAUCAGUUGUCCAGCUCUAAGAUCUUCUCAAAAAUGGACCAUAAAAGCGGAUACCACCAAAUCAGAAUCAGGCCUGGAGAUGAGUGGAAGACGGCGUUUAAGAUGCAGCAUGGAUUGUACGAGUGGAUGGUCAUGUCCUUUGGACUAUCCAAUACACCCAGCACUUUUAUGAGAAAUUUCAGCACUCGGAUUGCUCCUAUCACGAAGUGCCUUAAAGGACGUGAUUUUCAGUGGACCAAGAAGACAGAGGCCAUCUUUCAAUUAGUUAAGCAGAAGAUGACAGAGGCCCCAAUCUUGGCACUUUCGAAUUUUGAGAGUGUGUUCAAGGUAAAUUGUGAUGCGUCUGGAGUUGGCAUUAGUGGUGUUCUGAACUUUGAAGCAUUGGUGUCAUUACCUGGUAUAGAGAGAGUUCGUCCUUAUCAUGAGGCCUUGAAGUACAUCAAUGGUCAGCACAGGCUGAGUAGGCAACAUGUAAAGUGGGUAGCGUACUUGCAGGAGUUUACAUUUGCACUAAGGCAUCAAGCGGAAAGUUUGAAUCGAGUAGCAGACACAUUGAGCCAUCGCACAUUACUCCUCACCAUUAUGAGCACCAGAGUUGUCAGGUCUGAAGCAUUUCUUAAUAUGUAUGCUGCAGAUCUUUCCUUUGGGAAGAUAAUUCAGGAGAUCAUUAGUGAACUUCAUAACGAGGAACAUUUUAGGCGAGAUAAAACAUUGGUGUUGGUUUCUUCUAAUUAUUAUUGGCCUAAAUUGAGCAGUGAUGUGGCGCAUUAUGUGGAACAGUGUUAUGUAUGUCAGAAGUCCAAAGGAGCUCUUACUAGUGUUGGACGCUAUACGCCAUUACCUGUACCUGAAGCUCCUUGGUUUAAUACAGAAUUUGCCUAUAACCGAUCAAAGAACAGAACCACAGGAUUGAGUCCAUUUGAAGUUACCUAUGGUCAAAAACCAUCAGGAGUACUUGAUUUAGCCCUUAUCCUAUGUGUGGGUCGUUUCAUUCACAAGGCUGAUGAGAUGGCAGAACAUCUCCGGGGUAUCCAUGAACAGGUGAAGUUGUCCAUUCAGGAGAGUAAUUCCAAGUACAAAGCUCAGGCAGAUAGUCACCAUCAUUAG
Messenger RNA from Olea europaea var. sylvestris, 1185 nucleotides. RefSeq lists its product as uncharacterized. The record is from RefSeq and is a predicted model, not a curated record. NCBI's taxonomy places the organism in Eukaryota, Viridiplantae, Streptophyta, Magnoliopsida, Lamiales, Oleaceae. The transcript is spliced from 5 exons. The coding region runs from base 1 to 1185 and encodes 394 amino acids.